AAGACAGUGAGAUUGAACUAGAAGAUUUAGAAGAAAUUAUCGAGGAGGAAGAAAAUAGAGACGAUAAACAAGAGGAAAUUGAAUCAAGCGAUUAUGAUUCAAAUGAAUAUGAGGUCGAAGAUGAAAUCGAAGAACAUGCACUUAAAAGAAAAGACGCCGAGGCUGUGAAAUCGCGACCAAUAAAGAAAAAACGUACAUAUGUUGAAGUUGAAUAUGAGCAUGAAACAUCAUCAAAGAUACCUGCUCGAUAA
Molecule: messenger RNA, 251 nt
Organism: Acaulospora morrowiae
Lineage: Eukaryota; Fungi; Glomeromycota; Glomeromycetes; Diversisporales; Acaulosporaceae
Source: the annotation of a GenBank genome assembly